AUGGCCGCUGCAGAGGCCUACGUCGUUGCAACCUCAACUCAGUUCAACAACUCCGUUGUGGAUUCCAUCAACGCAAACGCCGCCACCGUUUUGGCGUGCAAGUCUGGAAACACGUCCUCCACUGCCGCUGCAGUGAACCCGGUGCCGGCUAUCGUGCUGGGAAUGCCCAACCUCGUCUCUGCUUCCAGCCGCGUUGACGGCAGCAGUGGAAAUCUCCCCGAUUCUGAUGCAACCAAUCUUCUUCCCUUUGGCAAUCCAGAAAACCAAAGUGCUCACAGCAGCAAUGCCGGUCACGAUGAUUUGGUCCUACAUGAGAGGGAGACCACACGGCUUGCUGUAAAGGAAAUGGAUCAACUUCUACACAUGAUCCACGACGAAGUGGGUUCCUCUGACACCUCUCUUUGCACCGCAAGUCUGCCAACCAUCAAAAAAAUCGGCCGACUUCAUGAAUCGAUGAACUGGUUGCUACGUUGUGAAAAAAACCGGAAUACAUGGCUUCAAACCCUACCUAAAGCGGACGCCACGCGUUUUGUGAACGUCACACAGGAACUAUCCAGUCUCUCUGACGCCUGUAUCCUCAUGAUUUACCUUGACGUGCGUGUGAAGGCCUUCAAUUUGUUCGGAAAUCUGCCGCGUCUUCUGAAGGAUGCCCUCAUUCACACCCUCAGCCAGCACAAAAUCAGGUUCAUAUUUGAUGGCCUGGGUGAUUUCAUUUCCCAGCUCUUUAUUCGAUUUAUUCCUCAAAUCACACGAAUUAAUUCGAACGGCAAUAGGAAGAUGUGCCGAAAUAUAUACAAGUUGCAGCAGACCCUGGCUCUCUUGACGGAGAAUCAUGAAUCCGAUUUGAUCCGCGUUAAGCAACUGUAUGAGUUACUUUAUCUCACCCCGGAGGCAAUCGUUAAUAGGAUAAUCGAACAUGGUGCGGCAUUCAAUGCAACAGUCUAUCAGAAUCUGCUUCAGCUGUACCAACGGAGUCACCCUUCGCACGAUCAUCUGCGCACGGAGGACUGCAUCUCGAAACUGUCUGGAAUAAUUCAUUCGCAUCCGAUCUAA
Molecule: messenger RNA, 1053 nt
Organism: Dibothriocephalus latus
Lineage: Eukaryota; Metazoa; Platyhelminthes; Cestoda; Diphyllobothriidea; Diphyllobothriidae
Source: the annotation of a GenBank genome assembly